AUGAAAACCUAUAUCUGUAAGCUCCCAACAUUGGCCACCCCGGUUCCCGGGGACCCGUUGCUCCUUUACCUAUCCGCCUCGAAAACGACCAUAAGUGCGGUCAUGAUGGUAGAGGGGGAGGGGAAGCAAAUCCCCAUAUAUUUCAUCAGCAGAACACUUAAGGGGCCCGAGGAACGAUACAUGCCUCUAGAGAAACUCGCGUUGGCUCUGGUCUUUGCGUCCCGCAGGCUCAGGAGGUAUUUCCAAGGGCAUAAGGUCACCUUAGUGACCGAUCAACCCCUUCAGAAAGUGCUUAGAAAACCAGAGCUGUCGGGGCGACUGGCUAAAUGGGCUGUAGAGUUAGGGGAACACUCUCUGGAGUUCAAGCCCAGAACGGCCAUGAGAGGACAGAUACUGGCUGAUUUCCUGGCAGAAGUCCCUGAGGACGAAGAGAGGGAGCUACUAAAGUGGGAGGCCUUGGAGGAGGAAGAGAGAAGAAGGGACGAUGAGGCUGUGUGGAAGUUGUUCACUGAUGGAGCAUCCAGUGAAGAAGGGAGCGGUGCAGCCCUCUUAGCGGGGAUGAGGCUGGCACAGAAGAUGAAAGCGAAGCAAGUGGAGGCUAGCACCGAUUCACAGUUGGUAGUAAAGCAGUACCAAGGAGAAUAUGAAGCCAAGGAUAGCACCAUGGCUCAAUAUGUGGCGAAAGUUAAAGAGGCAGCUAAGGCAUUCAGAACCUUCAAACUAGAGUACAUCCCUCGUGGAAGGAACAGGAAAUCUGAUGCACUCAGCAAGUUAGCUUCGGUAGCAUUCGACCAUCUCGCGAAAGAGGUGAAAGUGGAGGUCCUAACAUCCUCCUCCCUUAACACAGCGGAAGUUGCCACGGUUGAAGGUCCUCAAGAAACAUGGAUGACCCCAAUUAUCAAAUUCCUCCGGGACGGAACGCUACCCGAGGGGGAAUGGGCGGCCAGAAGGAUAAGGGUCAGGGCCCUACAAUAUGAACUGAUCCAGGGGGAGCUAUACAGAAGAUUGUAUCUGGGCCCAUCCCUGAAGUGUGUUAAUAUGGAGGAGGCCGAAUAUGUGAUUAGGGAGAUGCACGAGGGGAUUUGCGGAAUGCACUCAGGACCAAGAACAGUAGUGAGAAGGGCAAUGAACGCAGGGUUCUACUGGCCACGAAUGUACGAAGCAGCAUUUGAGGAAAUCAAGAAGUGUGACAACUGCCAAGUGCAUGCACCAAUGACCCAUCGACACAAACACCCCAUGAUACCAGUCUCAACAUCAUGGCCAUUCCAGAAGUGGGCCAUCGACGUAAUUGGGCCUUUCCCGGAGGGUCCGGGAGGGGUCAAAUACGUGGUGGAAGCCAUUGAUUACUUCACUAAGUGGAUUGAAGCGAAGCCCCUGGCAAAGAUCACUGGGGAUCAAAUGAGAAGGUUCGUGCUGGAUAACAUUAUAUGCAGAUACGGGGUUUCGAAAGAGCUGGUGAGUGACAAUGGGGUCCAGUUCGCCGGAAGACCCUGCAAGCCAUGGUGCGAGCAAAUGAGGAUUCAAUAA
This is a messenger RNA of Helianthus annuus (common sunflower), 1527 nucleotides long. RefSeq lists its product as uncharacterized. Gene Ontology annotation, molecular function: RNA-DNA hybrid ribonuclease activity; nucleic acid binding. Bases 1 to 1527 code for a protein of 508 amino acids. The record is from RefSeq and is a predicted model, not a curated record. Gene Ontology annotation, biological process: DNA integration. The transcript has 2 exons. NCBI's taxonomy places the organism in Eukaryota, Viridiplantae, Streptophyta, Magnoliopsida, Asterales, Asteraceae.